AUGUCUCAUCUCAAGAAUUACUCUUAUCAGAAACAAGGAGUGUGGAACAGGGACAACUACCAUUACGUCCAGGCGGUCCGACUGGGCGACGUCAUCCAUCUCGCUGGGCAAGGAGGCUGGGACACCGACACUGGCGUCAUUCACAAGGAAAUUGGCAAGCAAAUUGACCAGGCAUUCGCCAAUGUCGACUUUGCUAUCAAGGACGCCGGGGGCAAGGGAUGGGAGCAGGUCUUUCGCAUCAACACAUACCAUACUGAUCUGAGCGACGAGGUCCAGGAGCAUGUAGUUCGCAACUUUCGCAAGUAUAUGCCUGUUCCUCAUGCCACGUGGACUUGUGUAGAGAUCAGGCGGCUAGGGGGCGGACCGGAUAUGCAUAUCGAAAUUGAGGUUCAGGCUCAUGACCCUGAGGGUGCUGCAAAGGCCAAGGCGACAUAG
Clonostachys byssicola is the source of this 435-nucleotide messenger RNA. Lineage: Eukaryota; Fungi; Ascomycota; Sordariomycetes; Hypocreales; Bionectriaceae. The record is from the annotation of a GenBank genome assembly.